CUGGGCCCUGAGACCCGCCCCGGCCUCCUGGGCCCUGAGACCCGCCCCGGCCUCCUGGGCCCUGAGACCCGCCCCGGCCUCCUGGGCCCUGAGACCUGCCCCGGCCUCCCUUGGACACAUCCAAGUUUGGAGACAACCCCCCCUCCCGCCGGCGCCCCAUCUCCUGGGUCCCAAGGCCACUGCCCGGGCACCUCUGGCUUUGGCGCCUUCCCCGUCCCAAGCUGACGCCCCCUCCCUGCCCCGGCGACCCCCACGCCCGGCCACCAUGGCGGCCGGCGUGGCUACCUGGCUGCCCUUUGCCCGUGCGGCCGCCGUGGGCUGGCUGCCCUUGGCCAAGAAGCCGAUACCCAAACCGCCCAGCGACAAGCGACCCCGGGGGGACGAGAUCCUGGUGGUGAACGUGAGCGGCCGGCGGUUCCAGACCUGGCAGAACACGCUGGACCGGUACCCGGACACGCUGCUGGGCAGCUCGGAGAAGGAGUUCUUCUACGACGAGGACAGCCAGGAGUAUUUCUUCGACCGCGACCCGGAGAUCUUCCGCCACGUCUUGAACUUCUACCGCACCGGCCACCUGCACUACCCCCGGCACGAGUGCAUCCAGGCCUUCGACGAGGAGCUGAGCUUUUACGGCAUCAUCCCGGAGCUGAUUGGCGACUGCUGCCUGGAGGAGUACCGCGACCGCAAGAAGGAGAACGCCGAGCGGCUGGCCGAGGACGAGGAAGCGGAGAGCGCCACCGACCUUUCGCUGCCGCCGGACAGCACCGUCCGGCAGCGGCUGUGGCGGGCCUUCGAGAACCCCCACACCAGCACCGUGGCCUUGGUCUUCUACUAUGUCACCGGCUUCUUCAUCGCCGUCUCGGUGAUCGCCAACGUGGUGGAGACCAUCCCCUGCCAGCCGCCGCCCGGCCGGAAGCGCCAGCAGCCCUGCGGCGACCGCUUCCCCUUGGUCUUCUCCUGCAUGGACACAGCCUGCGUCCUCAUCUUCACCGGCGAGUACCUGCUCCGGCUCUUCGCCGCCCCCAGCCGCUGCCGCUUCCUGCGCAGCGUCAUGAGCAUCAUCGACGUGGUGGCCAUCCUGCCCUACUACAUUGGGCUGGUGAUGCCGGAGAACGAGGACGUCAGCGGGGCCUUCGUCACCCUGCGGGUCUUCCGGGUCUUCCGCAUCUUCAAGUUCUCGCGGCACUCGCAGGGGCUGCGGAUCCUGGGCUACACGCUGAAGAGCUGCGCCUCGGAGCUGGGCUUCCUCCUCUUCUCGCUGACCAUGGCCAUCAUCAUCUUCGCCACCGUCAUGUUCUACGCCGAGAAGGGCACCCGCAGCACCAACUUCACCAGCAUCCCGGCCGCCUUCUGGUACACCAUCGUCACCAUGACCACGCUGGGGUACGGGGACAUGGUUCCCAGCACGAUCGCCGGGAAGAUCUUCGGCUCCAUCUGCUCGCUGAGCGGGGUGCUGGUCAUUGCACUGCCGGUGCCCGUCAUUGUCUCCAACUUCAGCCGCAUCUACCACCAGAACCAGCGGGCGGACAAACGCCGGGCGCAGCAGAAGGUUCGCCUGGCACGGAUCCGACUGGCGAAGAGCACCACGACCAACGCCUUCCUGCAGUACAAGCGCAACGGGGGCCUUGAGGCCCUGGGCAGCGCAGCCCAUGCCUUGGCUGUGAGGAAUUGUUCGACCUUCGAGCAGCAGCACCAUCACCUGCUGCACUGCCUGGAGAAGACCACGAGCCACGAGUUCAUGGACGAGCGCUCGUGCAGCGAGGCCGGGCUGGGGGGCUCGGUGGGCGGACGGAGCAGCCGCAGCACCUCCUUCUCCUCCCAGCAGGGCGGCGCCACCUCCUGCUGCCCCCGCCGGGGCCCCCCGCGCCGGGCCCUGCGCCCGGCCCCCUCCACCGCCUCCGUCAGCCGCGCCAGCGCCCAGGAGCUCAACACGCUGCACGGCCACAAGGGGCCCGCCGCCCCCCAGAGCCGCUCCAGCUUGAACGCCAAGGCCCACGAGAACAUGACGAUGACCUACGAUGGGGUGGACCUGGCGGCUGCUCUCACCAGCAUCCCCACGCCCCCCGCCAACACCCCCGAGAGCCGCCCCCCCUCGCCCCGCGCCCUGCCCAACUCCAGCCUGCCUGCCCCCCACCUGCCCCACCGCAUGGUCAAGAUCUCCUCCUUGUAAGGGCAGAGCGUGGAGCGGCUGGCGGGGGUGCCCCGUCCCCUCCGCCCACCACUGGGGCCCGGACACUGGGCUCCUGCCUGCCCCGGACGCCUGGGUUCCACAUGCCUAGGGGCAUUGUCUUCCACAAACGCUGGGGUGCCAGCUGCCUGAGCGCCUGGAUGCCUGGGUCCCCUGCUUCGGUGCAUGUCCUCACCCGGCUGCCUGGGUCCCAGGGACAUUGUCUUCCACAAAUGCUGGGGUGGUGGCCUCUGCCUGAGGGUCUGGAUUUCUCCCGGACGCCUGGGUUCCACAGGAGCAUGGCCUGGCCCAGAAACCUGUGUCCCCCCCACCCCCGCUUAGGCGCAUGACUUCGCCCGGAUGCCUGGGUCCCGCCGCUGUAGCGACACAGUCUUCCACAAACACUGAGGUGCCACCCGCCGAGGGACACGGCCUUGUCCGGAUGCCUGGGUCCUGCCCCCCCCCAUUCGAAUCAAAGCCAUAUCUAGGGGACAGCUAUGCAAGACGGGUAAACAGCACCACUUCCAGGGCCGGCCUGGGUAAAGCCUCCCCCCCACACCCCGCGCUCCCACCCCAAGCAAUGUGGGCAAGAGCCCUGGUUAACCCAAAGCCCUUGUAUGGCCUGUGCUGGGAGGGGAGUGGGGUCCUGCCAGCAGAGGGGGCUGGGAGCCCGGACGCCUGGGUUCUCUCCCCGGCUCUGGGAGGGGCGUGGGGGCUGGUGGGUGAGAGCAGGGGGGGCUGGGAGCCCAGACGCCUGGGUUCUCUCCCUGGCUUGGGGAGGGGCAGGUUUGGGCCAGAGAUCUUUUGUGGAAGCACCAAAUCCACCAGGAUUCACACACACACACCCCCGCCCCGGAUCAGACCCCAUGGGCCCAUGUAGCCCAAUGCCCACCCUAGAUCAGAACCAAGGACCUGCGGGGCCGGACUCCUGGGUCCCUUCCCCACCCCCUUUGAUGGACCCAAGCCCCUGGCCUAUGCAUGUCUCUUCCACCACCGGGGGCCGCUGUCCAUGGCUGCCGACCACCACCUGCCUGGAUCUCCCUUCUAGCCUCAGUGGGAUGGUGCCUCUUUGGGGGAGCAGAAAGGGGGGGUACCAGACCCCCCAAAUUCCACUGCCCCCCUCCUUCCCGGGACCUUGCCUAGGUACAACGAUUGACGGGGACCGGACGCCGAAUCUGCUAAUAACUUCGCGCCUUCGACGGGCUGCCGGCCACCUCGCAAUCUGCCUCGGGUGCCGUUCUAGGCAUUCGGGGGUGGGCAAGACGCCUGGGUUCUCAGCUUGGGGAAGGGAGUGGGGGCUAGUGGUUAGAGCAGGGGGGAGCUGGGAGCCCGGCCGCCUGGGUUCUCUCCCCAGCUCUAGGAAAGGAGGGGGUUGUCUCAGACCCCCCACCCCUGCGAACAGCCUGUAGGGCUAUUGUGCCCCUGAUAAGAGUGGCAGCGGCAUUCCUCACCCCCCCCACAGCACUAACUGUGGGGUGGGGGUCCCGAAACAUCCCGCCCCAGGUGGGCAAUGCAGGGACGAAUGCAUGGAGCUGUGGGGCGGGCGGCAGCCAGCCCCGAGGAAUGGCCAGCAGGGGGGUGCUAGAGGAGACACUGAAGCCACAGGGACCGGGUUGGGGGUGGGCGCCCCCGAGUCCCACCACGCGCUCUGGGGGAGCAGGCACCUCGUUGGUUGAAUAGCACAACGCCCAAUUCCUUGCAUGGCCACUGGGGGGCACCAUGGAAUCUGCUGCACCUCCCCCCCCAUCUAAAGCAAUAUACCCAGUGGGCACCCCCCCCCCCGAGAGGGCAUCCCUAUAGGGGGGGUGCCCCGGCUGGGAGGGGAGGGUAACGCACCCCACACCUCCCCCUUCAAUUUACCUCCAAGUCUACAUGAAAACGAGUGGAAAAGUUGGGGAGGGGCGGAGCCAGGACUCCUGGGUUCUCUCCCCGGCUCUGGGAGGGGAGUGGGUACUAAUAAUUGGGGGCGGGGGAGGCUGGGAGCCAGGACUCCUGGGGCCUCUCCUGACUCAGUGUGUGACCGGUCAAGUCACUUCAACUCAGGUUCCCCUUUGUGUCCACAGGGGGAGAAUAAAAGUGCCCGGCUUUGGGGCGGGGAGGUUGGGCGUUGAACCCCUGUGAGGCCGGGGGCGCGUUUGCUGCACCUUGCAUGGGGGGGGG
Messenger RNA from Mauremys mutica (yellowpond turtle), 4324 nucleotides. RefSeq names its product potassium voltage-gated channel subfamily D member 1 (gene KCND1). Lineage: Eukaryota; Metazoa; Chordata; Testudines; Geoemydidae. The transcript is spliced from 6 exons. Gene Ontology annotation, biological process: potassium ion transmembrane transport; protein homooligomerization. Gene Ontology annotation, molecular function: A-type (transient outward) potassium channel activity; protein binding. Gene Ontology annotation, cellular component: voltage-gated potassium channel complex; membrane. The coding region runs from base 266 to 2167 and encodes 633 amino acids. The record is from RefSeq and is a predicted model, not a curated record.